AUGGCGCAGCGGCCGCCUUUGCUGGCUGACUCGAGUUCAUUGCCCGCCCUCCAGGAAGUGCCUGCGAGUGGCAAGCUGGCCGGCAAGAGGGGGGCCGAGCGGAGGCGAGUGCUGGGCGACCUGUCCAACAGGAAUUGGCCAGGUGGCGACGCUGGACAGAAGCCCUUCCACGAAUCGCGAGUACCACCUCAGACCCCGCGACGACGACCAUUCGAAGUUUUCGUUGGAGGCGAAAACGAUUCUGGUGGGACAGUCGCUGUCAACAAAGCCCGCCCCUCGCUUCGAGAUCCCUUCUCAGCACCGAGGAUGCUGCCAAGAAACAGGACUGGCAUCGAUGAGGGAGAUCUUCCAGACGUGGAUCAUGCCGACCUUACGGAGGAACAGGGCAGCUUCUGGCAACCACUGUGGGAGGGCGGACCUGGAGAUCCACGAAUCCUGGCAGAAGGCCUCGGCAAGGCCAUGGAGCUUGCGGACUUGGAGGCACAGUGGCUGGACCAUUGUGCCUCGUUUCCUCCGAUUCCCAUGGUGGAGGAAUGGUCCGGCAGGCUAACUCCUGAAAGGAUCAAGGAUGACUCCUUCUGUAUGCCCUCUCCACCGUCCAUCUCACCAUUCAAGAUGGAGCUCGACCUGGACAUGGAAGGCUGA
This is a messenger RNA of Symbiodinium sp. CCMP2456, 645 nucleotides long. NCBI's taxonomy places the organism in Eukaryota, Dinophyceae, Suessiales, Symbiodiniaceae. The record is from the annotation of a GenBank genome assembly.